UGCAGACUCCUCCCUGUGAACUUUAGAAAGCUCUUCCUCGUGCAGCUUUCACUGUAUUGAGCAUUCGAACGCUCCCUCCUUCUCAUUGCAACUAGAACCGAAACAACACAGAAAUAUGUUUGACGUGUCAGUACUAUUGCUUCUCCUUCUGACAGGGGCGAGGGCAUUCAUGAUUCAGAACGCCCACAACAACCUGUGUUUGGAGGACUCAGCAGAUACAGGGAAACUCAUGCUCAACGAGUGCAGCUUGGACUCAGAUUCUCAGCAGUGGAUGUGGACGGAUCAGGGCAGGCUGAUGUGUGUUGGUUCUUCCAGAUGUCUGUGGGCCCAGCAGAGAGAGACACCCCAGACCAGGUCCUGUCAUGGGCAAGACGACGUUGCCGAAGGCUUAAUGUGGGACUAUGACGGGGAGACACUGAUCAGCAGAAAUAAGACACUGCUGCUGUCAGUCAGAGGUCAGGAUCUGGUUCUCACGCGACAUGUCAAACGUUCAAAGUGGAGACUUCUGGAUGAGGGAGACGAAAGACUCCGACUCAGGAGGGGAUCUGAUUACUCAGAGUACACAGACGAAGAAGAAGAAAAAGUGACAGAGGGACAGGGAGGCAUGACAGAGGAGCAGAGAGAGUAUUUGCGCUGGUACUACCGCACAGAGGAUCCCACCAUAUGGAAGUUCGUGCUGCUGGGACUGUCCUUUAUCUGUCUUCUUGUUGGUUUUCUGCUGCUGGGAAUCGGAACCGUGGCCAACAAGAGCAGGAAGAAGAUAGCAAAGUACAAGGCAGCAGCAUCUCUGGCUAAGAAAAACGAAGGUGAGGAGAUGCAGGCUAUUACACCGCUCAGGGACACCACCACACCCACACUUCCACGAUCAGACUGGCAGCUACAAGAAAGACAGUCCUCUGUGUCCAGCAGCCCCCUCAAAGCAGGAAACAUCUCAGUCACAUGGAAAGAUGGUAAUACCUCCUACCUGUACACAGUUCCUGCAGAGGAGGAAAAACAGGAGCAUGAGCAGGAAGAGGUGUCCACGUUUCAGGAGGAGGGUCAGUGACAGAGCGAAGAGUUCGUGGUGAAUGAAUUCAUCCCAUGACAACGUUUAUGGUGCUCCUCUUUGCACGACAGUGCACGCAAAUUAGACGAAUAUGAUUAGCUAAACAAUGCUCUCUUUCUGGUAAAAUAUGGACUGAAUGUUUUGGAUCUGGUGAACUAAUAUUGCUGUGGCACUGAUCAAGAUUAAACCACUUCUGUGUGUCACACAUAUGUUAACGAUUGUAGUUAUAGUUCCACUUUUUUGUGACAUCUGCCUGAAAUGUUAAUACAACAGUAAAUAAUUUAAUCACA
This is a messenger RNA of Mugil cephalus (flathead mullet), 1335 nucleotides long. Its product is annotated as solute carrier family 51 subunit beta. Gene Ontology annotation, cellular component: plasma membrane. The record is from RefSeq and is a predicted model, not a curated record. Gene Ontology annotation, molecular function: protein heterodimerization activity; transmembrane transporter activity. The transcript has 6 exons. Bases 116 to 1045 code for a protein of 309 amino acids. Gene Ontology annotation, biological process: bile acid and bile salt transport. Lineage: Eukaryota; Metazoa; Chordata; Actinopteri; Mugiliformes; Mugilidae.